AAACUCUUCGACUAGUAGGUUGUACAUUUCCGCGACCAAUUUUUUAUAUACAUGAUCUUUGCCUCCCUUCCUCUGCAAAGACACAGUCCGGGUACAUCCAGUAUCUCGCAAUCGUGAUCCUCUGUUCUUAUUCGGCUUCUCAGCAUGGCUCGUGGCAGGGGUGGCAGAGGAGCACCGUUCCGCAGGGGACGGCCGACUUCUCAGAGACCUCAACAAGCGCCAGGCUACUCGCCGAAUGGACACCAGCAACAACAAACCGCAGUGUCAGCCGUCCCCAAGCCUCCCCCGCCGUCCAUCGCCGUUCCGCAAGAUACACCGCGAUUUGGUGAUCUUCGUGGCAAGAAUCUCCUCAAUCCCACCAUCAUCGAUACGCUCACCAACGACUUCGGCUUCGACCACAUGAUGCCCGUGCAGGCAGCGACACUAGAACAUCUCUUACAGGGCAAAGACUGUUUGGCGCAAGCAAAGACUGGAACAGGCAAGACGUUGGCGUUUCUGCUCCCGGCAGUUGAUACCAUUUUGAAAAACAGAACGCAACGCCUGUCGGCACUGAUCCUCUGUCCUACGCGAGAGCUUGCGCUACAGAUUGCGGCCGAGGCCAAGAAACUCGUGCAGCGAUUUCCGCAACUCAAGAUCGCUUGUUCCAUCGGAGGGACGAACAAGACCGCCGAAGCGCAAGCCAUCUAUCGCGGUUGCGACAUCCUGGUUGCCACGCCCGGCCGACUUCUUGAUCAUCUCGGCGAAGAGCAAGUACAACACCAACUUGGCUCCCUCCAGACGCUUGUUCUUGACGAGGCUGAUCGGAUGCUCGACAUGGGCUUCUUACCCGACAUCAAGAAAAUCCUGACCUAUCUUCCUGAUCUCCCACGCCAAUCAAUGUUGUUUUCCGCCACUAUUGAUGAUCAGGUAAGGAAAGUGGCGCAUCUGUUUCUGAACAAAGACCAUGAGUUUAUUUCGACCAUUGAUCCAAGUGAAGCAAACACGCAUGAGCGCGUGGACCAGUAUCUGGUCACCACUCCUAGCACGAUCGAACACGCUCCCGCCAUGGUCUCGGUCAUCGAAGACGAGCUGUCUAGUGCCGCUAACAACCAGUUCAAAGCCAUCGUGUUCGCCCCCACGGCGGCCCAUGCUGACUUUUAUGGCUCUAUUCUUUCUUCGAUGGGUACGUUGCCAAAGGUCUCGGUGCUUCAUUCUCGUAUGUCGCAGAGUAAGCGAACUCGAAUCACCGACGACUUCCGCCAAGCGACCAAUGCCAUUUGUGUCGCCACAGAUGUCAUUGCCCGCGGAAUGGACUUCCCGGGCGUCAGUCAUGUGUUUCAGAUAGGGCUACCGCUUGACAAGGAGUCGUACAUCCACCGACUUGGACGCACUGCGCGUGCCGAUGCCGAAGGCCGCGGUAUUUUUGUCUUGAGUGAAGCGGAGAAACCCUUCUUGCAUCAGUUGAAGAAGAUCAAUCUACAGCCCUAUCCAAAGCCUGUCCGGUACAGUAUCGAAGACGUUGAACCCGCUUUGGCCGAAUUGGAAAACAAAGACAAAAUCUAUCAAGCUUGGCUGGGUUAUUACAAGGCCCAUUUGAAGGUACUGGGCUGGUCCCCAGCUGACUUGGUGCGCGAGGCGAAUCGGUUUGCCCUCGAUGGACUCGAAUGUCCUGAGGUGCCUGCCUUGGAGAAGAAAACCAUCGGGAAGAUGGGGCUCAAGGGCGUGCCUGGGCUUGUUGCUAUGGCCAACGCACCUGGCUCCAACGAUCCUCGUCGACGAGGUGGCGGCGAGGGACGUCAGCAAGGCAGAGCAUCGAACCGCGGACGUGGAAGAUGAUGCUCCAAAUUGCGGUCUAAUGGCUUGAUCAAGCAGUUGGACUGGCUGGCUAGCCGUCCGGGCGCUUUGAGCCUGAUCACGCACUACCGUACUUCUAAUUAGCGAGAUGUAAUAUUAGAACGAGAACGAAGAAUAGACUAGAGCAAUUGCAUUCUUGAAAGACAUAGCUUUCACCUUGAACAGUACGAAUCGCAGGGAAGAGACGGAACCCGUUCUUCGCUCGUCUGCCUUCCUAGCUAUCUGUAGUUUUCGAGUCACUACUAUA
Exophiala dermatitidis NIH/UT8656 is the source of this 2080-nucleotide messenger RNA. Its product is annotated as DEAD box RNA helicase HelA. The transcript has a single exon. Gene Ontology annotation, cellular component: mitochondrion. Lineage: Eukaryota; Fungi; Ascomycota; Eurotiomycetes; Chaetothyriales; Herpotrichiellaceae. The record is from RefSeq and is a predicted model, not a curated record. Gene Ontology annotation, molecular function: nucleic acid binding; ATP binding. Bases 145 to 1815 code for a protein of 556 amino acids.